Molecule: messenger RNA, 1896 nt
Organism: Acanthopagrus latus (yellowfin seabream)
Lineage: Eukaryota; Metazoa; Chordata; Actinopteri; Spariformes; Sparidae
Exons: 7
Coding region: 194-1351 (385 amino acids)
Biological process (GO): regulation of transcription by RNA polymerase II; cellular response to lipopolysaccharide
Source: RefSeq, a predicted model, not a curated record
UCCUAUUCUCACAGCUUUGCAUCAUGUGGCUCCGGGUCUCGGCUACUUCCUCUUCUGCCAUGUAUCAAAACGACACUAUUUACUUUCCGCCACAUGCUGGUGGAGACUUAUGAGAGAGAAACUGGGCCCCUUGUGUGUAGCAGCUUUUUAAUUUCCUUCAACGCUUUAUGAGGAUUUGAAGAUUGGAUCUAUCAUGGAUGGAGAUGUGCCGUCUUUGUCGUCUUCUUCACCGCUCUCAUCAGCAGCAGGAACGCAGAAAGACACCCCACCGAAGUGUGACAGCAGCCUCCCUCAGAGCCAGCAGGAGCACAAAUCAACCCAAGAAAUAUGGACGGAGGAUGUGGGUCCCGUGGGUGACAGGCUGCUGUCCACGGAGGAGCAGGUCACCCUGAUCACAGAGAGUAUGACUGUCACCUCCACUGACCAGGAGAAACUGCUGCUGCUCAACAAGAACACUGAGCUGCGCAGGGUGAACAAAGAGCUGAUGAAGCUGAACGAGGACUGGGACCAGGUGUACCGCAGUGCCACGCUCAGCCUACAGCACAGGCUGGAGGCUUUGGAGCUGGAGAAUGCCGCCAUCAAACAGCUCAACAGCAGGCUGCUGCUCAAAGUCGAGCACCAGCAGAGUGCGAAGGAGUACUACGAGCAGGCGUUGAUGCAGGAGCUGAAGAAGAACCAGGAGCUGCAGGAAUACAUCAGACUGCUGGAGAGCAGGAUGCACCACCCGGACAAAGACUGCACGCCUGCCAAACAGGGCAGCUUCAGCGCUGUGAUAUGUGGUCCUGUCUCGUGCCCCUCCAGUAAUCCCCCUGGUGCUCCCAACCUGUUGCCCGAUCACGGGUACAACCCCUCACCCUCCUUUUUCCCAGCUCCUCCUGGCCCAGAGACAGGGCGGCGGGGAAAGAGCCAGAGCAGCAGUGCCCCACCUGGAGCUCUGGGAGACUCCCGACAAGAGGUGCACGAUCUAAAAGAGCAGCUGGAGGCGCUGAGAUGUCAGACUCAGAUUUAUGAAGCAGAAUAUGAGACGGAGCACAACGACCACAAGAACACACUGCAGGAGAACCGGAGGCUGAGGAAGAAGAGGGAGGAGAUGCGCCAACAGGUGGCACUACUGCAGGAGCAGCUCAAGGUUUACGAGGAUGAUUUCCGUCGGGAGCGAUCCGACAAACAGAUGCUGCAGCGGCUGCUGUUGAAGAAAACGCCUCAGAACAAGGACCCCGUGCUCGUCCACCGCUGCAAUAACGAGCAGCAGCCACCCGGGGGCGACAAGAGGACACAAAGUGGAGAGAAGAGGAAACAGCACUACCCACUCUGCCCCAAGCACCCAAACAGGGACAAAGAGUCAGACUGAGAGCUCGAGAAAAACAAGAAAAUCAUCAUUACAGACGCAGUAAAUAUGUUGUUUUUUUUUUUUUUGUUGUUUUUUUUUAAUGUUUCCACCCGGUCAUGCAACAGGUUUUACUCUGGUCACCAUCACAGAGGCGCUCCAGUGAAUCUAAACCACAAGUAAAAUUUACCCUACGUGCAAUUUUAGCACCUUGUCAAACUCACUAUGAGCACUUUUAUCCACAUAACAGACAGAAAUAGUGUGCAGGUGGAAAUAUCAUGUGGACGAGUCUGGAGUCAAACAUCUUGUUUGCUCUGUUAUGGUUCAGCUUGUUCUGAAUAAAGAACAGUUACAGUUAUAUUGUAGAUUAUAGUCUGCAGUGUUUUUACUGUAUGUAACGUUACAGAGGCAAUUUUGUACCUUUAUAUAAUUUAAUAUAUCUGAUAUAUAUUCUCUUUAGAUGAUCUUUUUAGUAUGUCUCUUUCCCUAAAGUUUGUUCACUUUGUAAGAAAACUAUAAAUAGUCAAACUAAUAAAAUACAUGAUUAUAACUGAGCUAAUUGUCCUUGU